AUGAGGAUAAUGGUAAACCAUGAAAACGUCGCUUUCUUCAACGAGCUCGUCAUCAGAGGAAUACUUUUAAUAAUAUUUAUAGUAACUGAUGAUAUGAAGCCAUUUUUUAGAGUUAUUCAACCAGAAGAGAUGUGGCUCUAUAAAAAUCCCUUCGUAGAGAAUGAUCAAGCUCCUUUUGAAAUAGUUUUGUGUAUUGCUAUAUUUCUACCAUUGGGCGUUAUUGCAAUAUUGUUCAUCUCACAAAGAAAAAAAAACGAUGCCAUUCAGAGCUUUCUAGCUCUUUCUCUCGCUCUCUGUUUAAAUGCUGUUAUUACAAAUAGUGUGAAGCUGACAGUUGGCAGGCCACGACCUGAUUUCUUCUUUCGAUGUUUUCCUGAUGGUCACAUGACUGAUAAUCUAGAGUGUAAUGGUGAUGAAGAAGUCGUGAUUCAAGGAAGAAAAAGUUUUCCCAGUGGGCAUUCAUCAUUUUCUUUCACGGGCCUUGGUUUCACUGCCAUGUAUUUAGCAGGAAAGUUACAUUGUUUUCACCCGAGGGGACGUGGUGUGGCAUGGCGGCUCUGUGUACCCAUUAUACCACUCCUUGUUGCUACUUUUAUUGCAAUAUCAAGAACACAAGACUACAAACACCAUUGGCAAGAUGUUCUCGUGGGUUCUAUUUUAGGAUUGAUCAUAGCGUACCUCUCAUAUCGCCAGUACUAUCCACCAUUGGAUUCCCCUCAGUGUGAUUCACCGCACAUUGAUAUCAUCGAAACAAACACAGAGACAACAAAUAAAGAAUUACAGACUGUGAAAUAUGUUUAAUUAUAAUCAUAUGACAGUUUAUCUUAAUUUUAACAUUUCCACAAUGAUUCGUGGCAGCUUUGCCUCAUGGGAAAUUUCUAAUGUACAGUUACUGAUCUUCCCAGGAGGGAUGGCUCAGGUAAACAGACCAAAGAGAAGGUAUGACACUGACAGGAGUACGACCACAGGUAUAGCUAAACACUUUGAUUUCAAACAAUGUAAAUUUUGAAUAAACUGGUAUAAUGAUGACCAAUAGUUUUAGCAUUUGAAGUGCAA
Messenger RNA from Saccoglossus kowalevskii, 1056 nucleotides. RefSeq names its product phospholipid phosphatase 4-like. NCBI's taxonomy places the organism in Eukaryota, Metazoa, Hemichordata, Enteropneusta, Harrimaniidae. Gene Ontology annotation, biological process: phospholipid metabolic process; phospholipid dephosphorylation. Gene Ontology annotation, molecular function: phosphatidate phosphatase activity. The record is from RefSeq and is a predicted model, not a curated record. Gene Ontology annotation, cellular component: membrane.